ACGGAGAAUCGCAUAAUUUCACAGCGGCCGUGGCUGCGACUGUAGGAACUUGGCCACUGGCUCUUUAAAGGGAUAGUUUGAUGUAGCAUCUGCCGAUUACACAGACUCCAAACCCCGCCUUCUCGAAAGUGACAUCUAUUCAUGCCAUUAGGACACGGCGCGGCUCAGUAACCAAAUUGUUUUUGGAAGGGGUCUUUGGGGAUUUCGGACCGAAACAGUGACGCCGAGCUGAAUCAAAACGCGCCUAUCUAAGCAAAUGGACUAACGUGAGCAAUCCUAUGGGAUUCUACUUCUAUCCGAACUGUCGUUUUCGGAGCGGUCUUAUUUUGGUCUACAGCGUUCUACCACCCAACACCGUGGGAUUUUAUACUGGAUACCCUGCCAAAGUUCAACCGGAUACCUCCAAUGGCUAGUAGUACACGCCGUAUCGAUCUCGUUUUUCUUUGACAGCUAUGUUUUUACGGGAUGCCCAAGUGAGUUUCUUCUUCCUGUGACACACCCAUUCAUCUCUGAAGUAGCCCAAUUUGUGUAUGGUCAAAAAAAUGAAACAAGAUUGACCUGCUGGUACGGUCUCCCUCCAGCACAAUAGCGGUACAAAGAUGUCUUCGUUGGGGGCGUCUGGGGUCUGCGAUGUGUCACUCAAAGACCUGCCGUUGGACAACUGGAUGGCACAUCUGCCCAGUGCGCUGUGGGACAUACCACUCUGUAACCUAUCCAUCCCAGGGAGCCAUAAUGCAAUAACCUACUGCCUUGAUAAGAAUGACCGCUCUCCAGUGGACCUCCGGCAGCCAGACAUGCUGCAGAAGCUGGACAAGUACAUGAAGCCACUCAUCCGGCCCUUUGUUUACAAGUGGGCCAUAGCACAGGAGUGCAGUGUGACGGAGCAGCUGGAUGGAGGAGUGAGAUACUGUGACCUCAGGAUAGCCCAUAGGCCCAACGACAGCUCUAGUGACCUCUACUUCUACCAUGGAGUCUACACCACCAUCACAGUGGAGACGGUGCUGAAGGAGAUCCGUGAGUGGCUGGACCUGCACCCCAAGGAGAUCGUCAUCCUGUCCUUCAGCCACUUCCUGGGCCUCAACCCCGAACUCCACAACCUCCUCAUCGCCACAAUCAAGAAUGUCUUUGUUGCAAAGCUGUGCUCAAAAACGGAGCCAGUGACACUGCGCAAUCUUUGGAGCAAAGGACUGCAGGUCAUCAUUUCCUACGAGCACAACGUAGCCAACUGCCACGGGGACCUGUGGUCCCACAUCCCCUACUGGUGGGCCAACAAAUGCAAAGCAGAGGCCCUGAUAGAGGAGUUCGAGAGGCGGAAGCAGAACGGACGACCAGGUGGGUUCUUUGUCACGGGUAUCAAUCUGACAGAGGACCUAAAAUACAUCUGCUCGCACCCCACGGAGUCUCUGAAGGACAUGGUCAUGUCCACCUACCCUCCGCUGCUGGCCUGGGUCAAAGAGCAGAGGCCCGGAUCCAACACCGGCUCAAUCAAUAUCAUCGCUGGAGACUUUGUCACUGAGAGCCAGUUCGUACCGACAGUCAUUGCACUGAAUGGAAAGCUACUGAAACGGACCUCCUGAAAAAAAAAAACAAUACGCAGUUGACUUUAGUUCGAUUUGCACAAACAACAUAUCAUUUUAUUUUUAUUUUUAUUUUUUUAAGCAUGUAAUAGAGAAUGUGAGUUUUUUUUCUUGGAAUGCAUUUUUUUCAAAGCAUUCUGACUGAAUUUGAGAGGACGAAUUUGCACUCCUUAAAUGCUGAUGUUUUUUUCCAGGGUUAACUGAAGUUAUGCACUGUUUUUUUAUUACUAUUAUUACACAAUUAACUGUCACUAUAUUCUUACUGUACAUGCAAUGUCCUACUACUUCAAGCAGAACAUUAGGAAGUCAUUCUGUUAUUACUUCACAGACCUUCACAGGAAAAUGGUCCCUGUUUCUUCUUCAGGGCACUGUGAUUGGUGUGGUAUUUGUGAGAACCAGGUACAGUUACAAUGCACUGACAGACUUCAUGAUGUGUGAUGGUAGAAUAGCUGAGUUCAUUCGUUUUGAAGCACAAUUUGUUCCCUUUUUGGUCCUCCGUGGCACAAUGUGAUCCCUUUAAGCACAGACGUAUAGGGUGGAAGUAAAACUAGUUUCUCCCAUC
Messenger RNA from Engraulis encrasicolus (European anchovy), 2139 nucleotides. RefSeq names its product phosphatidylinositol-specific phospholipase C, X domain containing 1 (gene plcxd1.1). The coding region runs from base 600 to 1577 and encodes 325 amino acids. Gene Ontology annotation, molecular function: phosphoric diester hydrolase activity. The record is from RefSeq and is a predicted model, not a curated record. NCBI's taxonomy places the organism in Eukaryota, Metazoa, Chordata, Actinopteri, Clupeiformes, Engraulidae. Gene Ontology annotation, biological process: lipid metabolic process. The transcript is spliced from 7 exons.